Molecule: messenger RNA, 2079 nt
Organism: Sorghum bicolor (sorghum)
Lineage: Eukaryota; Viridiplantae; Streptophyta; Magnoliopsida; Poales; Poaceae
Product: lysine histidine transporter 2
Exons: 8
Coding region: 325-1680 (451 amino acids)
Cellular component (GO): plasma membrane
Source: RefSeq, a predicted model, not a curated record
ACAAACCAAGCCCGGGACUGGGAAGGAUCGGAGGAAUAAGGGAUCUAGCGGUGUGCGCAACACAUGGUCAGCCAGGAUCUCCGUGUGCGCGGCCACCAGCAACUAACUCCCCCUACUUACUCGUGCCGCUGGGCCAUCCGGUGGAUCCGGACACCCGGCAACCGCAUGAGCAGAGCUGACUGACUGCAGAGCCGCCACUUCGUCAUUUCGCGAUCUGCUACUCCUAUAAACAGGCGAGGAGCCCCGCACCUCCUCUCCAUUUCUCUCUUCUCGCCAUAGCAGAGCUCGAGGUCAAGUUCGGCCAUCAUAUCAUCCAUUCCAUCCAUGGGGACGCAAACACCGCCCCAGAGCUUCUCUCCUCAAAAGGAGAAGGACGACGGCGGCAGGACGCAACAGGAGAAGUCGAUCGAUGAGUGGCUCCCAAUCAACUCCUCCAGGAAGGCCAAGUGGUGGUACUCCGCCUUCCACAAUGUCACCGCCAUGGUCGGCGCCGGCGUGCUUGGCCUUCCCUACGCCAUGUCCGAGCUCGGCUGGGGCCCUGGCAUCGUGGUGAUGAUCCUGUCAUGGAUCAUCACGCUGUACACGCUAUGGCAGAUGGUGGAGAUGCACGAGAUGGUGCCAGGGAAGCGGUUCGACCGCUACCACGAGCUCGGGCAGCACGUGUUCGGCGAGCGGCUGGGCCUCUGGAUCGUCGUGCCGCAGCAGCUCGCCGUGGAGGUGAGCCUCAAUAUCAUCUACAUGGUCACCGGCGGCCAGUCCCUCAAGAAGUUCCACGACGUCAUCUGCGACGGCAAGUGCAGCGACUUCAAGCUCUCCUACUUCAUCAUGAUCUUCGCCUCCGUCCACUUCGUCCUCUCACAGCUCCCCAACUUCAACUCCAUCUCCGCCGUCUCCCUCGCCGCCGCCAUCAUGUCGCUUAGUUACUCCACCAUUGCGUGGGGCGCAUCACUGGACAAGGGGAAGGGCACAGACGUGGACUAUAGUCUGCGCGCGACGACGACUCCAGGGAAGGUGUUCGACUUCCUCGGGGGCCUAGGGGACGUCGCGUUCGCGUAUUCGGGGCACAACGUGGUGCUGGAGAUCCAGGCUACCAUCCCGUCCACGCCGGAGAAGCCAUCUAAGAAGCCCAUGUGGAAGGGUGCCUUCGUCGCCUACGUCAUUGUCGCGAUCUGCUACUUCCCCGUCGCAUUCGUUGGGUACUGGGCCUUUGGCAGUGGUGUCGAUGAGAACAUCCUCAUGACGCUCUCCAAGCCUAAGUGGCUCAUUGCCCUCGCCAACAUGUUUGUCGUCAUCCAUGUCAUUGGCAGUUACCAGGUUUAUGCCAUGCCAGUGUUCGACAUGAUAGAGACGGUGCUGGUGAAGAAACUGCGGUUCGCUCCAAGCUUCACUCUCCGUCUUAUUGCCCGGAGUGUUUACGUUGCGUUCACAAUGUUUGUAGGCAUCACUUUCCCCUUCUUUGGUGGAUUGCUCAGUUUCUUUGGCGGAUUAGCCUUCGCACCAACAACUUAUUUUCUUCCCUGCAUCAUGUGGCUCAAGGUCUACAAGCCCAAACGCUUCGGCCUUUCAUGGUUCAUCAACUGGAUCUGCAUUGUUAUUGGAGUGCUGCUGCUGGUUCUGGGUCCGAUAGGAGGGAUGCGGCAGAUUAUUUUGUCAGCCAAGACAUACAAAUUCUACCAGUAAAAUUGUUUAACUGGAGUUGUAAGCAUCACAAGAUUCUAAAGGUCAGAGACUUGUCCCGUUGUCUCAAAUAAAUUUAAUAGGGUCAACUGGACGCAUCAACUGGGAAUACGAUAGAUGGCUUCAAAUUCAAAACAUGAUCCUGCUGAUGAUGUGGCUGUUUUGUUCCCUUUGGAUUAAAUCAGGGUUCGUUUUGAGUUAAUCAUAGGCAUAACCACAUAAAUAUGCUACUUUUUUUUAUGUUUCCUAGGGUUGAUUGGCUUUUAUGUACACGAGGGAGAUUGAUGCUAGUGGCUUGUAGGAGUAUUUCUAUCAUCCACAGCAUACUGUAUCUUGUACUUGGAACGUUAAAAGAGCAAGCAUUAAUUAUUAUGGUGUGUUGGACUUUGCAGCUUUCACAUC